AUGAGACGUAAACGCCACCACGGAAAACUCAAAGUCCCCGAUAUCAUUUCGGGAGGAUCAAGUGACGAGAUUCGCUUCAUUGAGCUGCUGCCUGGACCCGUGUUUAAGCUGUUUCAGGCUGCAUGUGAGCGUGGUAGGGAACACAAAUAUGCAUGGGUAUGGACUGAUGACGGGCGACUGUUCGCGCGAAAGGCGGCCAACGGAGAGCGCAUCGAGAUCGUCACCUGGGCCGACCUGGCCAAUAUUGUCAACGCAUUCUCCCUGCGCAAGCAAAUGGCGGUUGUCAAGGACAAGAUGCUCGAGUUGCGGGUCGAUGUACUGUCUGUCUGCGAGACCUGGCUCACGCCGAAUGUCGACUCGCGAGCGGUGGAGGUGCCUGGAUACAAAUUAUUCCGUAACGACCGAGGCUUGCCCUCACCGAAUCCCAACCAGGAUUAUGUGUUCGGUGGUGGUGUGGCUUGUUAUUUGCGUAGCGAUCUACCAGCCAGGAUCGUCUACAGCCCUAACAUUUCCUGCAUCGAUGAAAAUGAGGUCCUGGCAAUUGAAUUGAAGUUCAGAGCUAAGAAAUUAUUGCUUACCUCCGUCUACCGCCACCCACAUGGUAAUUACUGCACUGAGCUAUUUGACUACUACCAAUCGAUUUGUCAAUCAUUUGACCACUUUGUAUUUGUUGGCGACUUCAAUGCAAAUAUGCUCACGCAGAGUGAUGAGGCCAGGAACUUGAGAGCGCUCACCGGUGAAUGCUCAUUGGAGUGGUCCCGUCCAAGCCGACGCAUCACACCGCUUUCACCGACACUUGGAUUGACCUGGCGUUCGUGGACUCCCUUUCAAGAGUCCGGAAUUAUACAAAGUCCUCUGCACCGUUCAUCCAUGGGCAUGACUAUUUUUGUUUUGAUUAUUUUGUGGGCUCAUCUGCCGUGGUGCUUGAACCCCGCCUUGUCUCUUUCCCACUGUGACAACCCGGAUGUACUGCGUCACGAGUUCAAUUCUUCUGUGCUCGAAUUGCUCGACGAGCAUGCUCCCAUUGGCCUGUCUCGGAAACGAAGAGCAUCAGCCCCGUGGUUCCCGCCAGCACUGCGUGCGAGGUGUAAUGAGCGUGAUAGAAUGUACAGGGACGCGAGGCGGCGGGGCAGCCGAGACCUGCUUUAUCGAUAUCGCUGUCUGCGAAAGGAGCUUAAGCGCGAUAUCGAGCUCGCCAGAGAGCACUACCUGCGCGAUGGCCUUGCGUCAUGCUCUGAUUAUACACAGCGCUGGGCGUGUCUCCGACGCUUGGGCCUCGUUGAUGCGCCGAAUCCGUCGCCGCUUGACUACUUCCCGGCGGAUGAUCUCAUGCGACAUUAUCAGUCAAUCAGCGUUCGUCAUCCACUGUGCCCCACUGAUAUCCUCGAAGCCAUAUUCAAUGAGCCUGGUCGUGCUCUCGAGUGCGAGUUUCGGCUCAUCGAGGUGACAGAGGCGCAGGUACUCAAGGCUCUGCUGCACGUGGGACAUAUCGCUCGCGGUAGCAGCUGCGAUGGUGUGUCCUUGAGAUACCUGGAGCAUUCGUACACUAUAAUUGCGCCUUUCCUGCCGCGCAUUUUUAAUGCUUCUAUUGCCGCUGGCAAGUAUCCCACGCUCUGGAAGCGAUCAACAAUUGUUCCGCUCAGCAAAGUGCCCCGGCCGCUUUCGCCCGCGCAGACACGACCGAUAGCCAACCUGCCCCACUUGGCCAGGGCUUGUGAUAGGCUUAUCACCGAGCAGAUGGUCGCCUACCUGGAGGAUAACCGGCUGUUGUCAACAAGGCAAUCCGGAUUCAGAAGGGGCUACAGCACCCAGACGGCACUGUUGAGGGUCGUCGAGGACGCCCGAAGAGCAGUCGAGGAUGGGCAUAUGACGAUCAGUGUGCUAUUCGAUUUCAAGUGCGCAUUCGACACGCUUGAUCACACUGUGCUUUUGAGGAGGCUGCAUGAGUUGGGUUUCACGGCUGAUGCACUGCGCUUUGCACACUCCUACCUCAGCGACCGAUCUCAAGCUGUGGCUGGUCGUGAUGGCCCCGCCUCCGACUUCCUGCCUUUGACGUCUGGUGUACCACAAGGAUCAUCUCCAGUGCCGAUUUUCUUUGCUGCCUUCAUCGACUCAGUCAUCGGUGCGUUGCGGCACUGUGACUCGUCCUGCAUGCUCUUCGCGGAUGACCUGCAGAUCUACCUGUCCGGCCCACCCGAGGACCUGGAUCUCAUUGCAGCCAGGAUAAACAGCGACGUUCAGGCCGUUGCUGAGUGGGCGACACGCUGUGGCCUGUUGCUUAGCGUGCCAAAAACCCAGGCUAUGAUCAUUGCCUCUGAUCAGCGACGAAUGCGCUUCCCGUACGGCCCACGUGUGCCGAUUGUUUUGAGCGGUGAAGUUGUGCCAUACCAGAGCAGGAUCCGCAAUUUGGGCCUCAUGAUUCAGCAGAAUCUGUCUUGGGACAGCCAGAUUGGUGCGGUGUCUUCUCGCGUCCACGGCGUCUUCUGGCCUCUGCGUUGGUGCUGCCGCAGUUCGAUUACGCCUGCGCUGUUUUUCCGGUCCUGA
This is a messenger RNA of Trichogramma pretiosum, 2544 nucleotides long. RefSeq lists its product as uncharacterized. The transcript is spliced from 3 exons. Lineage: Eukaryota; Metazoa; Arthropoda; Insecta; Hymenoptera; Trichogrammatidae. The record is from RefSeq and is a predicted model, not a curated record. Bases 1 to 2544 code for a protein of 847 amino acids.